UCGCGCCGCUUCCCUCCGCCCACCUGACUCGACACAGUUCCGGGUUCUUCCCAGCCGACAGCCGCUGCUCGAUCGCCCGGCGGGACCAUGUCUCUUUUACUAGACAUUCAGUUUGAAGAGCUUCCUCCGGACAAGUCGGUGGACACCAAGACGUUUCUGGACAACGUCUCGAAGCUGCCUUUGUUUUUUGACUGCUUGGGUUCAAAAGUGUUUACAGUCAUCAAAUCAGACAUUAAUGGCAACAUAACGAAAAUAAAAGCAGUUUACCACAAAGAUCCUGCAAAGUAUGUGACCCUGCAGGACAUUCUGGAGGCCGAGCGAGAAGCCUAUGAAGCAGAGUGGCCUAAAGUUGGAGCAACGUUGGCUCUGAUGUGGCUGAAGAGGGGUCUCCGAUUCAUCCAAGUGUUGCUGCAGAGUUUGGCUGAUGGAGAACGAGAUGAGAACAACCCCAACCUCAUCCGGGUCAACAUUACCAAAGCCUAUGAGCAGGCGCUGAAGAGAUACCAUGGCUGGGUUGUUCAGAAGGUUUUCAGUGCGGCGUUACUGGCGGCUCCCUACAGAUCAAACUUCCUCAAGUCUCUGUCAAAGGGAGAGGAAGUGAAAGAGGAGGACUGUCUGGCAAACGUGCGUCACUUCCUGGUGAACUACACCAUGGUAAUAGACGCCAUCUACGAGAUGUACACAAAUCUAAACGCUGAGCUGAACUACACAGUUUGAUGUUGACAGAGGAGCCUGGAGCAGUGGCACAGAUGUGACUCAUCUGUCAUCAGCCUCAGGUGGAACCUCAGCCUUAAAAGAUAUUUUUAAAAAGGGUUUUUGUCUCAUUUUCACUGAGAUAUUUAUUACUUUGAUUCGCAUUAUUCUUCAUGUACAAGUAGUCUUUAAUCCUGCUUACUGCCUUAAAUUUAAAGAAAUGAUAUCCAAAGGUGCUUUUUCCCUUGUAUUUACUUCAGAUUAAUAGGAUAUGAAAGGAACAAUGCUCACUGUUAGAAUUAUGGUAUUGUUAGAUUUUCUGCAUUAUUUAUCACAACUUUUAAAAUUCCAGUUGACUUGUCCCAUUAAUGUCCUUUCAGCGUCUUUACUUCUUUUUUUGUUUUUUUACUUCAGCACAUUUUAUUCCUAAUUUUAGCGCUUUGUGCCUUGGUUCAACUGAACAAAGGGUGGAUUAUAUCUCUAAAAUCACAAAUAUUCAGGUUUUCUUUUCAUCUUUUGCCUCAUUUUUGGUUUGGUGUGGUUAAACUGUUCCCUUGUUUAAAGUGUUGCCUGUUGUCAUUUAUUUAUAUGCCUUAUAGUGUCUGAGAGUAUUUAUGCUUUAGAACAAAAUAUAUAAAGUUGUUUGCUUAUUUUAAAAAUUGUAAUAAAUGAAGAUUUAUUUUCCGAAUGAGUACUUUAAGAAUAAAAUCAUGUCCAAUUAAAUCAAAGGAUCCAA
Molecule: messenger RNA, 1429 nt
Organism: Nothobranchius furzeri (turquoise killifish)
Lineage: Eukaryota; Metazoa; Chordata; Actinopteri; Cyprinodontiformes; Nothobranchiidae
Product: glycolipid transfer protein
Biological process (GO): intermembrane lipid transfer; ER to Golgi ceramide transport
Cellular component (GO): cytoplasm
Molecular function (GO): lipid transfer activity
Source: RefSeq, a predicted model, not a curated record